Molecule: messenger RNA, 2716 nt
Organism: Colletotrichum godetiae
Lineage: Eukaryota; Fungi; Ascomycota; Sordariomycetes; Glomerellales; Glomerellaceae
Product: FAD binding domain-containing protein
Exons: 8
Coding region: 286-2340 (684 amino acids)
Molecular function (GO): oxidoreductase activity; FAD binding
Source: RefSeq, a predicted model, not a curated record
CAAAAACCUUAGCCUCUGGCGGCAGUUUUCUGCGGAUAGGUGGUCGUCCAAUGGUGCUACACAAACUCAAGAUGAUGUUCCGAAAUACCUUUAAUCCGUGGACUUGUCUCUCGAGAAAUAAAUCCGCCUGAGAUCGUGGGGAAAUCGAAGCUGGCUCAAUUCAUAUACGAAGUAGUAUUUCAAACUAUUGCUAGUCGAAUUCGUCUGUCCUGCAUCUUCAACACUCUAGUCCUUCUCCUCCCAUCUCUAUUGCUCUGAACCUUUGAAAUCCGGGCAGUGCACAUCAUGACUGAGCUUCCUGAGACUAAGGUUGAUGUCCUCAUCAUCGGAGCUGGCCCUGCUGGGCUGAUGUUGGCUCUCUGGUUAUCUAGACUCGGUGUCAAGACCCGCAUUGUCGAUAAAAGGACCGCCAAGGUCUACUCUGGGCAAGCCGACGGCUUCCAAGUGAGAUCCCUCGAAAUCCUAGACAGCUUCGGCGUCGCGGAGCGCGUAUGGAAAGAAGCAAACCGCAUGCUCGAGGUCAGCUUCUGGAACCCCGACGAGAAUGGCACAAUCCAACGCAGCGCCAAAUCAGUAAACACAAUCCCAGGCCUCUCCCGCUUCACCGAAUCCGUCCUGCACCAAGGCCGCAUCGAACAAUUCUUCAUAGACGGCAUCCGCGCCUCGUAUCCUUCAAACGAGACACCCUUGCAGGUCGAGCGCAUGGUCAUCCCGACAUCGCUCGAGAUCGACGAGGCCGCGGCCGAGGACCCGGACGCGCACCCUGUGACGGUGACGCUGCGGCACUUGACGGAGGAGGAGGCGACGCCGACGCAGAUGCUGAGUAAUCUUAGUGAUGGCAUCUUUAGGAGUAAUCUCGCCGAGGACGACGUCGCGGGGAUGUUGGAUAGGUCCAAGGGGCGGGAGGCGAGGGAUGAGGUGGUGAGGGCCAAGUAUGUUGUUGGCUGUGAUGGGGCGCAUUCGUGGACUAGGAAGACGCUGGGCAAGGAGUUUGAGAUGAAGGGGGAGAGCACUGAUGCCAUUUGGGGUGUGAUGGAUAUCGUCCCCAUUACCGACUUCCCCGAUAUCAGGUUCCGGACCAUGAUCCAGAACACAGCCGGCGCGCUGAUGAUCAUUCCUCGCGAGAACAGGAUGGUCCGUCUCUACAUCCAGCUCAAGGAGGUCUCGGCCGGCGGCGGCCGCGUCGACAGGUCGCAGAUCACACCGGAGUUCAUCUUCAAGUCUGCGCAGAGAAUCUUCAGCCCAUACAAGUUGGAGUACCACUACUGCGACUGGUGGACGGCCUACCAAAUCGGUCAAAGGACGGGCGACCACUUUAGCAAACUCAACCGCGUCUUCCUCGCAGGAGACGCCGUGCACACGCACUCCCCGAAAGCAGGCCAGGGCAUGAACAUCUCGAUGCAAGACAGCUACAACCUCGGCUGGAAGAUCGGCCUCGCGUGCAAGAACAUCCUGCCGCGCGACGUCCUCUCCACGUACGAGCUCGAGCGCAAAAAGAUUGCAAAGGACCUCAUCGCCUUUGACGGCAAGUUCUCCAAGCUCUUCACGGGCGCGCCACCAAAGGAUAUCCAGACCGAGACGGGCGUGUCGGAUGAUGUGUUCCAGAAGGCGUUCCAUACGAGUCGAAUGUUCACAACCGGUGUAGGCGUAAACUACCAACCAACAGUCCUCGUCGCCAAAGAGGCAGAUACAGACCCAGACACCGACGACUUGCCCAACAUCCUCGUAAAGAGCGUCGCGAAAAGCACCCAAUCCCUCGCGACAAACUGCAAACUCGGCCAGCGCUUCCCGUCAUACAAGGUCAUCCGCCAAUCCGACGCCCGCCUCUGGGAACUGCACCACAAGCUCCCCUCCAACGGUCGCUUCCGUAUCGUAGUCUUUGGCGGCGACAUCUCCCGCCCCGCGCAGCGCGACACCGUCAACGCCCUCGGCGCGUGGCUAUCGAGCUACCUCCCCAAGCUGCCGACCAUCGCGCUCUGUCCCGCGUCGGAUCCGCACAGCGGCGAGAUCAAGUUCAAGACGGACGAGGACCCGAGUAUCGUUGACGUCGUGCUCGUGCACGCUGCGCCGCGGGACGAGAUUGAUCUGUUAAAGGACGUGCACGAGGCUUAUCAUCCGUUUGAUAGUAAGCUUGGAUGGGAUUACGACAAGGUAUUUGUUGAUGGAGAGACGUUUUAUGAGGAGCCUGAGAGGGCGUAUGAGAAGUAUGGGGUUGGUAAGGGCGAGGGUGCUGUUGUUGGGUUGCGACCGGAUGGCUAUGUUGGGCUUGUUACUUUUGUUGGUGGUGAUGGGGCCAAGCAGAUUCAGAAAUGGUUCGAUGGCAUCUUUCAGAGGUCAUGAGAAAGAUGGUUGGUAUCGUUUGUAAGUACAUAGAUUAGUUGAUGGGACGCGAGGACCGUGAAAAGGGGAUGUAGCUCUAGGAGACUCCUUUACGAUGUAUCUAGCUGAGAUGAAGCUGUUUGUUAUGAAUUCCUGGGAGCCCUGUGAUACACCUGAUUCGAGCAUCUUUGUCGAGAUUCGGCACACAUUUAUUUGUGGAAGCCAUCAUGAUGUUGAAUGAUUUCAUGAAUGUAUCUUUCGUUAGGCAAGACACGGUGCAAUACUUUCAAGGGGGUCGAUACGUUGAUAUUUACAGAUCCGGAGACGUGCAAUGUGCCAUCGUUCAAAACUUCAAUGAUCACUGAUGCGCAAAGUAUGAAAUUCGUAUUGGAUAAAU